Messenger RNA from Glarea lozoyensis ATCC 20868, 867 nucleotides. RefSeq lists its product as uncharacterized. Gene Ontology annotation, cellular component: membrane. NCBI's taxonomy places the organism in Eukaryota, Fungi, Ascomycota, Leotiomycetes, Helotiales, Helotiaceae. Bases 1 to 867 code for a protein of 288 amino acids. The transcript has 3 exons. The record is from RefSeq and is a predicted model, not a curated record.
AUGUCAUCCACAAGCGAAGACCAAUCCGACUGGAAACUCUACCGCUACACACCCUCCAUCGCCGCAGCCGUAAUCUUCCUGGUCCUAUUUUCAAUAACGACGAUCUUCCACAUCUAUCAGAUCGUGAAAUCUAAAUCAUGGUAUUUUACCGCGUUCGUAGUUGGUGGUGUUUUCGAGAUAAUUGGUUACAUAUGUCGAAUCAUGGCACAUAGCGAUACGGAAUCGAUUCCGAUUUACAGUAUCCAAACGAUCCUUAUUCUCCUCGCGCCUGCGCUGUUCGCUGCGUCGAUAUAUAUGGUUCUUGGUCGACUGAUCGUAUCUCUGGGCGCGGAACACUUGUCUCCAAUUCGAAUUAAGUGGUUGACGAAGAUCUUUGUUAUUGGCGAUGUUGUUGCGUUUCUGGGUCAAGCUGCUGGUGGAGGAAUCAUGUCCAGUGGAUCAGCCAGCGCAUUACACACGGGAGAGGUUGUCACAGUCGCCGGUCUCGCCGUUCAACUCGUCUUCUUCAGCGUUUUCAUAAUCGUCUCCUUCGUAUUCCAUCGCCGCUUCAAGGCGUCUACGGAGGCUGCAGCAAUGAGAGUUCCAGCGAAAGAAAUGCUUCGUCAUCGAAACUGGGAAACAGUGCUCUACGUCUUGUACGCAGCCAGCGCUUUGAUCUUGAUCCGUUCGGUGUUCCGUCUGAUUGAGUUUGCGAUGGGCAAUGACGGAGUACUACUGUCGAAUGAGGUUUACGCAUACCUUUUCGAUGCGACUUUGAUGUUUGUUGCGAUGGCGAUUUUUAAUGUUUUUCAUCCAUCGGUUGUUCUCGGAGGAAAGGUGGUCAGAGGCUCAGCUAUAGGAUUGAACUCAAGGGCGAGUGAAGUUUAG